Ahaetulla prasina is the source of this 1074-nucleotide messenger RNA. RefSeq names its product C-type lectin domain family 2 member D-like. Bases 1 to 537 code for a protein of 178 amino acids. The transcript has 6 exons. The record is from RefSeq and is a predicted model, not a curated record. Lineage: Eukaryota; Metazoa; Chordata; Lepidosauria; Squamata; Colubridae.
AUGCAAGAAGAAAUUACAGGGACAGAAGGAGCAGAAGGAAAUUCUGGAUGUGGUGAUCCUUUGACUCCUGAGGUGACAACUGAAUCUUCUUCUGGACGCCCUGAUGCAAUUCCUUGUAAGCGCAUUGCAGACAAGAAAUUCAUCAUAGCAGCAGCUGUUGUGGUCAUUUUGAUCAUUGUUGUAAUUUUAUUGGCUGUUAAAAAACUAUCUCCACCUUCUCCUUCCUUUGCAAGCCAAGAUGUAUCCUGCACGGAUUCCUGGAUUACAUACAAGGGAAAAUAUUUCUAUAUAUCAAAAGAAGAAAAGAAUUGGUUUAUGAGUUUAAAGACCUGUUCCUUAUUUAAUGCAUCCUUGGCAGUGAUUGAUACUCAGCAGGAAUUGGACUAUCUUAAAAGACUCUGCUCUCUUAAGUCUAUAACCCUGGGAAAGGAUUUUUGGGUACAUUUUUUAAAUCCAUUUGAUUACUGGUUUGGUCUUUCAAGAGAAACUAACAAGGUCUGGAAAUGGUCCAAUGGCACAGAGUUUAAAAAUCAGUAAGUACAUUUUGUUUAUGGAUCUAGAGAGCUAUUUUCCUAUUUGAAGCAUUUAUAUACGUAACACUCCAGCUUGAAUGGAUGAAAGGAUAAUAAGAAUCAAGAUAAUUUUUAGCAAAGCUUCUAUCCUCAAAAUAUAAGAAACAGAAAAGUGGGGGGUGAGGAGAGAGAAUUGCUCAGGCAACUGCAUGUAACAUCUGGUGGUCCAUGCACUACUGGCCAACAAUGAGGGACUGAGAUGUUCAGGAUAGCUGAGAUCGUAUACAAAUUCAAGAGCUGAUGGGUCUGGCGCCAAUUUUGAUACUUUUAUAAGCAGGAAGGAGCAGCCCAGUUUACCAUAACACUGCAGUUUGUUUGUUUCCCCCCCUAAAAGACACAUUUCAGAAGGCAGGGUUUCUCAACCUGACAACUUUAAGAUACAAGGCCUUCAACUCCCAGAAUUCCCAGCUACCAAUGACUGCCUGGUGCAUUCUGGCAGCUGAAGUCCCCACUUCUUAAAUUUGCCAAGGUUGAAAAAUUGUGAAUAGCCUCAAGCUGAACU